AUGAGGCAACGGACCAUCGAGACCCAGGCCAGGGGAGUGAGUGCUAACAAGAAUAAGCAAACCUUUCCAGUUAAAAAACAAAUUAAUUCACAAGUGAAUGAAGUGGAAGGUGCGAUUAUUAAAGGACUUUCGAAUGAAUUCAACAAUCCCGUUGUAGAAAUCAAUGUGACAGAAUCCACAAGUGAUCCCAACUUCCCAUUUAGCUCAACCUCGCCUUUGACGAAUAACGAGACCCAGAGAAUGAUGGAAUACCUCACAAAA
Iphiclides podalirius (scarce swallowtail) is the source of this 261-nucleotide messenger RNA. NCBI's taxonomy places the organism in Eukaryota, Metazoa, Arthropoda, Insecta, Lepidoptera, Papilionidae. The record is from the annotation of a GenBank genome assembly.